Physcomitrium patens is the source of this 3467-nucleotide messenger RNA. Its product is annotated as variable flagella 3. The record is from RefSeq and is a predicted model, not a curated record. Gene Ontology annotation, cellular component: ciliary basal body. Lineage: Eukaryota; Viridiplantae; Streptophyta; Bryopsida; Funariales; Funariaceae.
UUCGAACGUUCCUAAGCAUCAGUUGCAAGGACGGUUUCGUAAGUGUGAAGUGUCGGUGGUUCUACGAGAUCGAACACCUGCAGCCUUGCAAGUGAAGGUGUGCGAUACAUUUAACCCAGUGAACGGUGAUCGCAACUGCCUCUGCAAUGACUAAGUGCAGUUGUCCAUCGCAGCGCAACCGGAUCAACACACACACACACUCGCAGAGCCUAUGCAGGUGGAUAAUCGUUCUCUUAAACCCUAGCCCUAAUCUACGCUGGAGCCGAGCAUUAGUGAUUCCGAUGAAUGGGUCUUAAGAUUCUUUUAAGGUGAAGAUGGAACUCUACCGAUAGAGAAUGUGACAGGUUUUUCUGAGGACAACCUUGCAUCAGCUUCCAAGCAAGUGGAAGAGUGAAGAGCGGGUAUUGUGGCCGCCAUCUCCACGAAUUUGCAAUGCCGCCCGAUCUUGACACUGUUGAAUUGUCUCUCGACAGUUGUGGUCCAAUUUUUGUAACCCACGUGGAUGUAUACAUUUCCAGUUUGGGAUUUUGUGCCGAACUUAUGAUCCGCAAGGUCUGAUUUUUGCUGCUUUAUCCAACGUGAACAGCUGUGGGUCGCUUGUAUAGAUCAUAUUAUUUUGUUUCAUGGGUUCAAACUAUUUUACAUGGUUUCUGGCUAUCAAUUGUAAGUUUCUUACUCGUAAAAACACUAGGUAAAAUUUCGGGUUAAGCUAGAAUCCACUGAUUCCAGGAGUCUGCAAGUGAAACUUGUGAUGGCAUGAAACCUGAGGCUUGUGGCAGUGUGAAUGGAACUCUACUGCCCCAGUUCCAGUUUCUUGCCACUGCUGAGAUGGAUUUUUCUUCUUGAAGCCAUUUGUUGAGUUGCACUGGAUGCCAUAGUAAAGCUUAUUGCUGCAAUUGUCAAUCUCCCUGUUAUAUCCCAAUAUUCUUAACCAUUCAAGCAUUUUUCUCAGCUUCAGCUUCAGCCCUUUCGCGAAGUAGUUGUGCUAUGUAGGAGUGGGCUUUUUUGUUGAUUGUGUGUUCAAUUUUGUGGUCGAGGAGAUUCAUUCAUCUCGUAGCUCAGCGUUGACAUGGAAAUCAAAUAAGUGGAGAGACUAGUUCAAUCUUCUUUGUUGCUUUGUGGACGAGGACAACUCUUAGCAUUGCUGAAGACUGAUCAAUCGGGAUCAUCAACACUGGGUGAAGAAUCGCAAGCACAUCAGCUAAGUUGCCAGAGAGUUGGUGAUCAUUGAGUUGAAAUACGGUAUGAUACUUAUGGAAAGGCGAGGAGAGGAGGGAUUGACAUAGGAGCGUAUGCAUAAUGUGUCCGUAAUCGACCGACCUUGUUGUUGGAAAAUGAGCAACCGGAGUAAUACGUCGGAGUUUGAGCAGGUGGUAGAGCUUGUAUUUCAAAAUGUGCAGUACUUGCUUACAGUGUCACUGGCCCCGGGUGAUACCCUGUGUGUCGAGGCGGAGCAUAAAACUGAUGGAUCUCGGUGGCGUGGGGACUUUACGGCAAGAUACAUAGAAGAAAUUACUCAUAAAACUGGAAAUUUGAAGAAGUUUUCUGUGUUCGUAAAGAUGCUUCGAUCGGCUAUACUUCAGGAAUCAGACUCCGUGUUCGUGGACCUUUUGACUUACCAGGACUUUGAAAUGCUGAAAAACAGUAGAAAGAUGCGAGAUAUGGGAUCUCAGGCGCUUCGCAGUGUAUCAAAUAAUAAGCGAUAUCUCAUACUUACCUACACUGGAGAGUUUGAUCGGGUUCAUUACCCCCUACCUUUGUUGCAUGAAGUUAAUCCCGAACCAGAAGCACUAAAACGAACCAUUCGUCGUCUGCGGGAUGAAUUAGAGGACGUUAAGGCCCAGCUACAAAAGAGGAUGGACCAGAAUCGUCAUGGACUACUUGAUGACGAUGAACCGGUUCGCACAAAUUCUGAUAGUGCUGAGCUUCGAAAGCUUAGAGAGGAAAAUUCUGUACUCACUUCUCAGCUCACUUGCAUGGAGGACUCCUACAGGAUGUUUGGCUAUGGCACACAAAUUGACCGAAGAGAGGAUGAUGAGCAGCGGAAGAAGCUUCAGAAAGAACUUGCACUCACUCAAAAAAAAUGUGAUAUUCUUUUCUCCAGAAUAGAGGCCAAGCACGACGUACUCAGAGAUGAAGUAUCACCUGCAGAGAGAUUUGAAGCAGGAAACACGAGUGUUGCGCGGAAAAUUGGAUCGACUACAGAUUUACGAAGCGAGCGCAACGUCCAUCGGAAAGCUGUAGCUCGGUUAGCGAGAGAUAAUACCACCCUUACUGAACAGGUAAGCACUCUGCGAGAUGUAGAGAGAAGGUUGAGAGUGAAGUUACGAGAGUCUGAAGGUGAACUUGACAUUUUGAAAAGGAGGUUGAAAAUACAAGGCUCCAGAGAUCUGCCCCCCUCUCGAACCAGGCCCAGGGAAACUUCUUCAGUGGGCCCUUCGACGAGAACGGGAGGUGGAAUUCCAAACGGGCUUCGAAGGCCAUCUCCAAUGUUCACUCGUUCAAACACACAAACAGCAACACGAGGGAGAACUCCAUCUGGUUCCCGACCAUCCUCUUGCCCCUCAUUCAGAAACUUGCGCAACCAGUCUCGUGAAGGGGUCGUCAGUCUUAUUAGAGGACGUUCUCCUGGAAAACAGGGGUCAAUUCGUGCAGUAUCUUCGCGGCCUUCAUUAUCAAGACCUGAUGAUCCAUAUGCCAGAGAGAUUUCUAGAAGUGCUGGGAGAACGCGUCCAGUUGUGACAAAGCUAUCCCGUCAUGAGGUCGAAAUACUGAGUACCUCCAACAGGACACGUACUGCAUCUCCUGCUGAGACAACCUCAAAGUCUGGGAGGAGCAAGGCAUCAAGGGAAAGCCAACGUAAUGCACAAGAGAACGUUAGUCCGUCGCCAGCUUGGAAUAAGGAUAUCAGAAUUCAGUCAUUGCGAGGAGCUCUGAGCAACAAAGAGACUGGUUCAACAGCAACUCCACUUUGCUUCACUACUGAUGAUGAACGUUCCGAGCCGGUAGCGGAGCACCAAGUCGGAUCAAGGCUUGGUUCAAGGGCAAGCUCUCCUGGAACUCUGUUGAGAGACGUGAAAGCUAAACUACACAAAUAUGCAAAAAUGGAAGGUUACAAUAUUAGCGACACAGAAUCCCGUGGCAUGAGUGGUAGCUUGAAGGAUUUCAACGGUGAUUCAUCGCCCAUUGAUAAAUCAGCUGGGAGGUUUGAUGUUAUGAUUGAGAGAGAUUUUGAUGAAGAGCAGGAAGUUACAGACAUCGAUUCACGACUGCAUGCCCUCAAAAAAUUUCUCAGGAUUGCCAAGGCCAGGACAGUCAAAAAAUAACAGAAAGUAAAUGAGUAUAAAGACAUGGUCUUACGCGUAGAUUUGAUUUAUAGAAAAGAAAACGCUGACAAUUCCGCGCACGAUCAAAACCAAUGACUAUCAAAGUAUCGUAACGGUACUUGCUAUUUGCAUCGUCAAGAA